GCUAUAACACAAAAUAUAGGGUAGUCGGACGGUUCACUCGUCCGAACGGGCGCGCAGUGUUUUUAUAUAUUUCGGUGCAUACGCGCGACGCAGCCUCCGAUAGCCGCUCCGAGGCAAUGCUCGGUACAGUGCCUUUAUAGAUAUAAUUAUAAAACGAGAGACUUUUUUGUGAUAACCAUGGGGUGUAGUGCGAGAUACUGUUUACUGGUUCUAAGCUUGUGUCUAGUGACUGAACAUGCGAUCGGUGUGAGAGUUGUUCCCAAGAGAAAAAAAGAGGCUUUAAAUUCGGCCGAUGAUCAGUCAACAUCAGCGUCAUGGUGGCAAGCGGGUACUGCGACUCCAUUUAGGGACAGUUCAAGCAGCAACGCCUUCUCAUCAACACACGGGCUGGUACAGACCCAUCCUAGCCUCAAUGAUCCAUUCUCAUCAUUUGGCAGUACAAUUGGACCAUCUUCUAACCCAUUUGCGCAAACCAGCGGCGGCGGUCCGCUCAGCGGUGGCGUCAGAAAUAAUCCAUUACCGCCUUUGGCGAGAAGUGCGAAUGGAAAGAACUCUCUAAAGCACUUGGAUUUCACCAGCAGUGCGACAGCCGAGUUAAGAAGGAACCCAGCGUUGUCCGCUCCUGAUGAGUGCGCAAGAGCGUGUAGAGAGAACGAACCACCAAGGAUUUGCUAUUACCACUUCACCCUCGAACUCUAUACUGUUUUGGGAGCAGCUUGUCAAGUAUGUACUCCAAAUGCUACCAACGUCGUGUGGUCGCAUUGCCAGUGUGUGCUUGCUGACGGAGUGGAAAGAGGUAUUCUCACUGCCAACAGAAUGUUGCCUGGACCGUCCAUCCAGGUCUGCGAAAACGAUAAAGUAGUAAUUGACGUUGAGAACCACAUGGAAGGUAUGGAAGUGACAAUUCACUGGCACGGUAUCUGGCAAAGAGGAUCACAGUACUACGAUGGAGUACCUUUUGUUACUCAAUGUCCCAUUCAACAAGGAAACACAUUUAGAUACCAAUGGCAAGGUAACGCUGGUACUCACUUUUGGCACGCCCACACCGGCUUGCAGAAGUUGGAUGGUUUAUACGGUAGCAUUGUUGUGCGUCAGCCUCCAUCAAAAGACCCCAACAGCCACUUGUACGAUUACGAUUUGACCACACACGUCAUGUUAAUCAGUGACUGGCUGCACGAAGACGCCGCCGAGAGGUACCCAGGUCGUUUGGCCGUCAAUACUGGACAAGAUCCAGAAUCCGUCCUGAUCAAUGGAAAAGGUCAAUUCAGAGACCCCAACACUGGUUUCAUGACAAACACUCCAUUAGAAGUGUUUACAAUUACGCCCGGAAGGAGAUACAGAUUCAGAAUGAUAAACGCUUUCGCGUCUGUAUGCCCAGCUCAAGUUACGUUCCAAGGCCACAACCUUACUGUUAUCGCUACAGAUGGUGAACCUGUGUUACCUGUCCAAGUCAACACCAUUAUCUCCUUCUCCGGUGAACGUUACGAUUUUGUUAUUGAAGCAAAUAAUGUACCUGGUGCAUACUGGAUUCAAGUGAGAGGUCUGGGAGAAUGUGGCGUAAAGAGAGCUCAACAGCUAGCUAUCCUCAGGUACGCGAGAGGUCCUUAUCAGCCAUCAACACAAGCGCCAACUUACGAUGUCGGCAUUCCUCAAGGAGUCGUGAUGAACCCAUUGGACGCAAGGUGUAAUGCCCCAAGGAAUGACGCUAUUUGCGUCAGCCAACUGAAAAAUGCUAGAAACAUCGACCCAGCUAUUCUACAGGAAAGGCCUGAUGUAAAGAUCUUCUUGCCUUUCCGUUUCUUCGUGUACAGACCAGAGAUGCUCUUCCAGCCCAAUACAUACAACAGAUAUUUAGUGGCACCACAAGGCGACCAUGUUAUCAGUUUGAUUGACGAAAUAUCCUACAUGUCUCCCCCUGCACCUUUACUAAGUCAAUAUGAUGACAUAAAUCCCGAACAAUUCUGCAACGGUGACAACAGACCCGCGGACUGUGGACAAAACUGCAUGUGCACCCAUAAAGUCGAUAUCCCGCUAAACGCUGUAGUGGAAAUUGUACUCGUAGACGAAGUUCAAAUCGCUAAUUUAUCUCAUCCAUUCCACUUGCACGGUUACGCUUACAACGUCAUCGGUAUCGGACGUUCUCCUGACCAGAACGUUAAGAAAAUCAACUUAAAACAUGCUUUGGAUUUGGACAGAAGAGGUUUGCUCGAGCGUCACCUCAAACAAGGAGAUCUUCCACCAGCAAAGGACACGAUCGCUGUACCCAACAACGGAUACGUCAUCCUUCGUUUCAGAGCCAACAAUCCUGGCUUCUGGCUCCUUCACUGUCACUUCCUUUUCCAUAUCGUAAUCGGUAUGAGCUUGGUACUCCAAGUUGGUACCCAAGCCGACCUUCCUCCAGUACCCCCUAACUUCCCUACAUGCGGAGACCACCUACCUCCAAUUGGUAUUAACUAAAUCGGUUCCUAGAACAUUUCCCAGUUCUUUUGUGCAAAAAUGAAGUACAUAGUUGAUUUAUUAUGUUACCUAAGUGUAAAUUUAUGUUUGUUUUGUGUGAUGUGAUCGGUGGUUUCGAAGUGCUCGAUUUCACCGUUUGUGUUUAUUUUAUAUUCGAAUGAUUCAACGGGAGUUAUGACGGUUUGUGAUUUUUAUUUAAAGGUGAUGCCCAAUUUUCUGAGAUUACUGCUAUAUCAUUUUAUGCCAUAUUCGGUGAUAUAUUUGUAAUUAUUUUGACAAUAUCGCCUUUAAUAUGUGUCUUAUGAGGCUCUUGAAUCUUUUAUUUCUAACACCUCUCUGGGUGUCCUUCCAUCUUAUGCGAACUUGUAUGUUCUGUAACUAACAACUUGCCAUUUUUAAUUUUCACCAAGGAUAUUUAUUGCGUGUAUAUAUUUAAAGAGUUCUUUAUAAUAAAUACCUUAGAUGUUUAAGUAUUCGACCCAGUUACUAACCCAACACGUGACAGAAAAAAUAAUAAUAUUCGUAAAUUGUACAUAAUCGAAAACUGCGACAGAUGUAAAUACACGAAUUUAUAAAUGUUCCGAAUCUUUGCAAUACACAAUUAACUUUGACGACUGUAUAUACCUAACUAGAAUUUUAUACGUAGUGUUACCAUUUUCAUGUUACCACUAUUUUAGACAUAAAUUCAAUUUAAUAGACACCAGUGUAAAAUAAAAUGAUCCUUUAGGAUUCUUACGAUUCCAUCUAUACAAAAGAUUGGCGUACUUUUUUCUAUCCUAGUCUACACGAAAAUGUGCGCGUUCUAAACAUACAGUCAAUCAUACAUGUAUAAUAAACUAAAUAACUGAUUUGAAAUAUUGCUGCAACUAUUUUUAGUUACGCAGCGACAAAAAUGUUUUGUAAUAAAACCACGAUUAUUUUAAGGAAAAAAUGUAAAUUUUUAUACCAUUCAAUAAAAUAUAUG
Diatraea saccharalis (sugarcane borer) is the source of this 3421-nucleotide messenger RNA. The record is from the annotation of a GenBank genome assembly. NCBI's taxonomy places the organism in Eukaryota, Metazoa, Arthropoda, Insecta, Lepidoptera, Crambidae.